This is a messenger RNA of Racocetra fulgida, 675 nucleotides long. Lineage: Eukaryota; Fungi; Glomeromycota; Glomeromycetes; Diversisporales; Gigasporaceae. The record is from the annotation of a GenBank genome assembly.
CUUUUGAUGAAGCACUUGAAACAUAUGGUGUGAAGUAUAUCAAGCAAAAUAUUACUAGCAAUCUUGCUGAUCAACAGACAAUGAUGUCAAAAAUAAAAGCAGCCCAAAAUUCACUUUGGUCGCUGAUUACAAAAUUAUCAUCCGCAUUCGACCAUCCACAUCCUGCAACACAUUAUCUAUUUGAAGAUGCAUCAGAAAUUAGCGAAAAUGGUAUUAAGAAUAUCCUUUUUUUCUAUAAGUCUGGUAAAUCAUGUUUUUUACAAGUACUCAAUCAAGAUGUAUACAAAACUGAACAUCGUGAUACUUCUAAACAUGAUAUUCCAGAAAUACACCAGACAUCAUCAUCUUUCAAAGUUCCAAAACAGUGUCGCACUACUACAAAAAAAGAGAAAAAUAUAUUAGCUCAAUUGUGGAAGGGCGAAGAAAAAUUAACUGAAACCAAAGUUACAAACAUACAAACACAAUUACCAGAUUGGACUGAAGAAAGAAUCAAGCAUAAGGAUGCAAUUUUAGCUGUACUUUUACCUGCACCUGUUACAGCAUUAAUGAUAAAAGCUUUUUUUGCUCAAAUUUUUUGUAAUAAUCAGAAACAGGGUCUAACAGUACAUUCUAUUGGUUUGAAUAUGUGGGUCUGUCUUGAGAAUCCUCUUUUAAUUGGGCAUGAUGUCUUAAUAA